Messenger RNA from Cyprinodon tularosa, 4136 nucleotides. Its product is annotated as adhesion G protein-coupled receptor G3-like. NCBI's taxonomy places the organism in Eukaryota, Metazoa, Chordata, Actinopteri, Cyprinodontiformes, Cyprinodontidae. The coding region runs from base 120 to 1862 and encodes 580 amino acids. The transcript is spliced from 14 exons. Gene Ontology annotation, molecular function: G protein-coupled receptor activity. Gene Ontology annotation, biological process: adenylate cyclase-activating G protein-coupled receptor signaling pathway; cell surface receptor signaling pathway. The record is from RefSeq and is a predicted model, not a curated record. Gene Ontology annotation, cellular component: membrane.
UUGACUGCAAUGUAGAAUUAACUCAGAAGGACGAGACCUACGAAAUAACUCUGAAUGAAAAUUCCCUACAAGAGCAAGACAUUGUAGUGUUGCGGAAUACAUCCGGAAAUUUCUCAUGUAUGCCAUCAGCUUUAUAUGAGAAGAAAGGUCUCAUCCUACAAAUUCACAACUGCCUAAAACCAGGUGGCAGAAACAUCAGGCUGACUAAAUGUGACAAGUGUCAAGAGAAAUGUGAAGAUUUUAAAAAGAGGAAAUAUGACUUAGAGUUUAACAAUUUUACAAAAAAGUGUGAGAAAAAUUGUGAGCUACCAGGGAUCAGCCCAGAUAUGGCUAUCACCUUGGAUGACUGGGACACGCCUAUAAGUGCUACAAAAGCAGUAAAUAUCAUGAAUGAUCUUGGCUCCAUGCUAAACCGGAUGGGAAAUGCAAGUACAGCAGAGAUUAAAAUGGGCAACGUUACAGGGGUGAUUGCUAAACUGCCCUUGAAAAAUCAAACAAGCCAAAAAUUUGGUUUUACAUUGGAAAAGAAAGUGAAGGUUCUCGAGGAAAAAGACCUGUUGACGCACUUCUCUCAAAGCGUUUAUCUUCCUGAGGAAGCCUGUGAAAUGGCGGUUGAAAAAAAUGGCACAUUUGCAGGAGUUAUGGUUUUUCCAGACAUGCCUCAGAUUGACCAAAAUCACUCACUUUUGAAUAAUACUAUGCUGGGGAUUGAAAUGGGAGCAAACAUACAUAAUCUUACAAAAACCAUCGACAUGCAUUUCACCAAUGUGAACACGACUGGAUUGAACGCCACAUGUGUUUCAUGGGAUGGGAGAAACAGCUCUGGAACAAAUUUAAGCUGGGUCACUGAUGGUUGUCUAACAAAUAUCGUCAAUGACAGCAUCACAUGCCAAUGCUCUCAUCUUACAUUUUUUGCGAUUCUCAUGUCACCGUUCGGCAUAGGAAAUUCCGAUAGUAAUGGAAAUCCUAGUAAUUCCACUGAUGACAUGACUGGACAGAUCAGUGCCGCUGACUUGAAAGCACUGACCCAAAUCACAAAAGCCGGCUGCGGCAUGUCCAUGUUCUUCCUGGGUGUGGCUCUCUUCAUGCAUUUUCUCAUAAGGAAAAAUAAAGCCAGCCAAGCUGUACAGAUCCUGAUGAAUCUCUUCAUUGCCUUGUUCUUCCUGAACUUAACUUUUCUGAUUAACGAGUCAAUUGCUAACCUGGAUAACAUGGCAGCAUGUGUGGUGAUGGCUGCAUUUAUGCACUAUAGCAUGCUCGCCACGUUCACUUGGUUCUUCAUGCAGGCUUUGCACCUGUACUUCAAUCUACAGAAAGUUCCCACAGACAUCAAAUACUACGUGUUCAAGAUUUGCUGCACUGGAUGGAUUAUUCCAAGUCUGGUGGUGGUUGGACUUCUUUCUGCAAGCAAAUAUGAUAGCAUUCACAUUUCUGCUGAUAAUGAAACCUCAGCAACAAUGUGCUGGAUCCCCGAUGCUAAAAUACACCUAGGUGUAAACAUUGGUUACUAUAUCAUUGUAUUUUUCUUCACUUUAACCAUAUUCAUCUUAACCGCUGUGCAGAUCACAUACUUUGCAUCUAAAGAUGCAAAAGCCAAGAAAAAUGGCUCCACCAAGAAAAGGUUUCUCUCUCUUCUUAGUCUUUUCAUUCUUUUGGGCAUCACAUGGGGAUUUGCUUUUUUUAGCUAUGGCCCUCUGCUUCUUCCUUCCUACUACAUCUUCACCAUCCUCAACUCCUUUCAAGGAUUUUUCCUGUUCGUCUACUACUACUUUUCAAGCAGGAUAGUUGUAGAUGACAAAAAACAACUUGAAACCCAGAGCAGUGGCACAGAAAACACGAACAUCUCAUCUUCCACCGGAUAAGUUCCCCUUUCCCCAUCCCUAGUGUGACUAGUAUGGAUUUGUAAUAUUUAAGGAUUGGAGCUAUAGCUUAAAAUAUCAGAGAUAACUAAUAAAAUGAAUGGGUUUUAAUCUUAAAAGCAAAAUUCCAUACGGUUAGCUGCUGGAUUUUCGGUAUGGGGGUAAACGAUGUGAAUAUGUAGGAAUAAUCAUCCUAAAUUGAUUUCCUUACAGUACCUCCAUUGUACAUUGUUAACCAAUAUUCAUUAUGGGUAUAAACUUUAAUUUUAAGGAAGAUCUGAAGUAAAACACUGAUAUCUGAAAAAAGGGGGAAAAGCAUGACAGGAGGAGGACCUUAAUAAGAAACCCAUGGAGAACAUAGAUGUAAUGCUGUUUAUUAUGAGAUUGAAUCUAUCACUUAAAAACAUAAAACAUAUAAAGACAUAAAAACACACUUAGAUUGCUUUAAAGUAGACCUUUUAUAGUAUGCCAUCUAAACUUAACAUGCUUCAGAGAUUAAAUUUCACAGAAAGGUUGUUCAAAUCAGCCAGCAUUUAAAGGUUAUUGCCAAGCUGGUGUGUACUAUUUUAAGCUAAAGUGAUGGACCUAAAACCAUCUUCACAAAAGAUUCAGAUUUCAGAGUUUUUUAUGGGAAGUCAACAAUGCUGUUAAAACCCAAGGAGUUUUCACAUUUUAAUGGGUAAAAAUGAAAAAAACAUAGAAAUAGUAUGGUUGUAUAAGAUUGGAAACCUGUAUAGAAUUAAGGAUGUCUGUCUAAGAAUAUUUUAAAUACCUAAAUGCAUGUCUAGAUGUGUCAUCAUUUAACCAAUGUUUCCACUUUCUGCUUGGCCUUUUAUGGCAUUUCCUAGUCACAUCGGUUUCAACACAGAAACAAUAUAAAGAUAUAUUUUUAGGUAUGAUAGUAGGGAAAUAUGCUACUCUACAAGUAUGCCAUGGUUAAGUAGGUAUUCAUAACAACUGCAAAUACCUGUCAGCAUUGGCACUAAAUCUUCAUAUGUCUUAGAUUAAUGAAGAUAAAUUUCAUUCAAUAGGCAAAAAAAGAGCAGUUUAAAUCAAUACAAGAUUGGAUUCAUUAGUUGGUGUUAUAUGUUUUAGAACAAACAAACCCCAUAUCUGAUUAUUAAAAAUAUUUAGGUUGUCCUACAAGGUGAGAGCUCUGAAAUUUGACAGUUAUUUUCUGGCAAAGAAUAGCAAUUAUUUUAAAGUCAGAAUGUACCAUGUUGAUCAUUGUAUAGCAUAAAAACAGAUCUCUUUUUUCCCUAAAGGACUACAAUUUUAUUCUCAGUACAGUUGUACAGGUUAUAGGUACCACUCAACGGGAUGAUCUCUUUCAAUUGUUAUAUUUUUCUGAUUCAUCCUUGUUUUUAUGUUUUAUAAUGACUUCUUAUUUAUGGAUUGAACCUUGAAAUACAUGUAUGUCCUUUAAUCCUUUGAAUCAUUUAAAGUGUGAAACCAAAAUAGAAACAGCUCUAGUAUAAUAAAAACCUAACAUGAUAGUUGUUUUCGCUCUACUCUCUCUAAGCUGAAACGGCAUGGCAGAAAAACCUCUCUGUAAAACUGUUCUGUUAUUGUCUGUGUAAUGCAACGUGGCUGCAGAUUUUUCCGGGACAUCUGGUUGGUUGAUCGGGAUUUCAGAGCAUCUGCUAAAUCUCCGAGAGAGGCGGGCCAGAGAAAAUCCCUUGUCAUGAGAAGAGAUCCAAUGCUAAAUGUCCUGUCGUGUACUUUCAACUAUCAAAGGGUCAUAUAAGCUAGUUACUAACCCCCUGCCCCUGAAACAAGUCUCAUGUCAGAACAGUUCUUUGAUCUUGAUACCUUAUAAAGUCUGUUCAGUAAAAGUGAAUAAAAUAAAAUCGGACAACUGCAAGGCAUUUGGUUAAUGUCAUCCAAGGAGUCCUGAAUAUGUGGAAACCAUUUUCCCAUUUGUUUUUCUUUUGGUAAAGGGAAAACAAAGGGUGUUUCAAAACUCAAAGUUUGACCAGCCAUGUGUUUAAAACUUUUGAUAAAAGUUCAACAUUUAAGGGGCUUAGAAAAAAUCCUGAAGAGUAUCUCAUUUAUGGAACUUACCUUCUUAGUUUGUUUUUGUCUGUUUUAUGUAUUGUGAUUUUAUUUAUUUAACUACUAAUUAUCAUUUUUAUUUGUUAUCACUACUUUAUACUUAACAAGGAUAUAUGUUGUCUCCAUUUUGGGCUAAAGGUGAAUCCAAGUGACAGUCUUCUCUAACUAUUACCCCUCCUUAUUUAAAAAUGAAAAUCUAUUAUGUGUAAUUAACUCUGUUGA